AUGCCUUUCAAAAGUCUGCGGCCAGAAGAGCGGAGCAAUGCAGUGGCAACGCCCUUAUCAGCUGCUGCUCGCAAUUUUUACAGUGAUAAACAGUCCAGUGUCUACACCACGGCUUCCAACGCAAGUGUCCAAAAAGACCUGACGCGACACGCCCUCGAGCUCCUGCAAAUGGAGUCGAAGCCAUCAAACGAAUGGACCACCAAGGACGACGAGGAUGUUUUUCUGCUAUUAGAGUUGGGAGCAGGAUCAGGUCUGAGUACACGGGCAGCUCACUACUGGUUUAACGAUAAAAAGCUGGAAGUUUUCAUCCUGGCUCUCGACAUCAGUGCUGCAAUGCUGUCUCUAGCGUCGCAGAGUCAACGACUCGAAGCUGUAGCAACUCGAGCGUGGACGGACUUUUACUGUGGAAACGCUGCACAGAAACUACCACUUCGAAGCGACGUCCUGGACGGUGCCAUUGGCAUCUCGAUGCUGCAAUGGCUGCAACCAGAGGGACCGGAGAUCUGUUUCUCGUCGCUGUUCAGGCAACUGGCUUCGAGUCACGAUACGCGAGCAGUUUUUCAGGUCUAUCCCUCCAAUUUGGCAUGCAUUGACAUGAUGGAACAGACAGCUCUGCGUGUGGGAUUCAGUCGGGCAGAGACGUUUGUGUCUUUUCCACACUCGACCACGGCGAAGAAGUGGUUCUUCUGUGUCGAAAAGCGCCGGAGUGUGGCAGCUGUGGAUGAACAAGGGGCUCUAGAGAGGUCUGAAAUGUGUCUGUUUGCGAGACGAUAUGACCGACGUUGCGUGUUGCAGUGGCUCGGGAAGGAAUGUGGAAAUGUGCAUGAGAUCCGAAAGCGGGUCGAAAUGGAGCACGUGAAAACGGCUUGGCAUAUCUGGCGGAAGUAUCGACGGUCGGUUACGAAUGAUCGAACUGCAGCCACGCUAGCGCAAACAGCGAUAGCAAUGCAAGCAAAAGCUCAGCAAUCGCUCGAGUUGUAUCCGAGUGACAAAUAUAUCGGUCAGGCUCUCCAGCUGCAGUUUGAAGCGAGAGCAGGACGUAUCUCACUCGCCUUCCUUCUGAAGCAUGCAGCAGAAGUGGUCGACGUAUUGCACACAGCUUAUACAGAGGCUAGAAAGACCGAGGUUGCCCACGAACACUGCGAUGAGAAACGAUAA
Peronospora matthiolae is the source of this 1158-nucleotide messenger RNA. Lineage: Eukaryota; Oomycota; Peronosporomycetes; Peronosporales; Peronosporaceae. The record is from the annotation of a GenBank genome assembly.